Molecule: messenger RNA, 3186 nt
Organism: Castor canadensis (American beaver)
Lineage: Eukaryota; Metazoa; Chordata; Mammalia; Rodentia; Castoridae
Source: RefSeq, a predicted model, not a curated record
AUGCUGGGCGUGGGUUUGCAUGCCCGGGCAGCAGCCAGCUUAAGAGCAUUGCUGUCCACAGCAGCUGGGAAGGUUGGGCAACUUGCCUCAGCGGGGCUGCAGCUGAUGCUGACCCUGGCUGCAGAGGAGGUUGACCAGGCCUGCGCACCAAAGGCAGACAUGGUGGCAGUUGGGUACCAUGCUGAUGCCAGGACAGGCCUGUUGCAGUGGAUCGUGUUGCAGAGGGAAGAUUGUCACAAAGGUGACCGGAAGCCCCCUGAGGUGCACUCCCAAGAGCAGCAAGGAAUGAGGAAACAAGAUGGAGCUUCCUGCUACAAGCAGCAUCUGGGGUGCUGGAUGGAGCUCCUGAAAGACGGGGUCCAUCUGCCUUCGUCCAAGAAUGACCUCAUGGCUGCCCCGAGGUGGCCUGGGUCCUCUCAGCAGUCGGACACACUUCAGGAAGUUCCCCAUGUAGCCUGGUCUGACUACAUUGAGGAACCAGGCCCAUGGGUGAAGGCCUGCAGCCUGCCCAUCUGGUCUGUAAGCCAGGAGGACAGGGAUGAGGAUAGCUCGGUGUCAUCUGACCGCCUCUCUGGCUCCUCAGGGGGCCAUGAAUCGUGUGCCCGUUCCCAUGGGCCCUGGAAGGAGAGGCCACCUCAGGUGUCAGGGCUCCAGCGGCAGCCCAGAAGGAGCAACCCACGGCUGGAACAUCUGAGGGACAAGAUCCGGGCCCAGGCACAGUGGUGGGCAAGCUGUGCCUCCCUGGGCACCUCAGUCCCCUCCAGUGCCUCACGCCUCUACAAAGCCUCCUCUCCAGUGCUCCAGAGAAAGACCCGCGAGGUGACAAACGCCUGUCCAACCCCCGCACACCCAGGCAUUCUUCAUGCUGCUGAGCACAGGGUGGAAGACAAGGCAUUUCCUGGCCUGGGACGAGACCUCUCCAGGGUCACCCAGCGCCAAGCUUCCGUUUCACAGGAAAACACCAGAAGGACCAGAAGCAGUUCUUGCAAACGAGAGAAGGUCCCCAGGUCACCACCCCCCAGCAGAGCUGCCAAAAGCAAAGGUGAGGUUUGGAAUUCUGAGUUGGUUGGUGUUUACGCCUGGAGGAAAGGACAAGCCCUAGCGAGGUCGCUGCUUGGGCCCCCUCCCGUCUACCCCAGGCUCCACAGCAAGGCACCCUCCAGAGACCGGACCCCUGCCAUGAAAUUAGGACGUCAUAAGAAAGCUACAGUCACCAAGGGCUCACCUGUCCACACCUGGUCGUCCAGGGUCACCUCUGCCCACAGUGACCAGCAGGUGUCCAAGAACACACCCAGCCUGGUUUCCCACAAUCAGCCAGAUACCAUCCAAACUGCUAUGGCCAUCCUACAAGACCUCCGCCAGCAGGUCCAGGCUGGGCUGGAGUUGGCCCAGCGACCCAGGAACUGGCAGAAGCUUGGGUCAUGGAAACCAACGCCACAGAACCUGGAAGGGAAGAGGCAGCAGGGCCCACAGAGCACCUGGGACAUGCAGGGCUCCUCCUCAAAGAAUCCUUGGGCUCUGACAGACAAGGCUACAGGCUCCUUUGCCCAGCAGCCUUGGGACACCAUGGCUGAGUGGGAACCCUGUCCACAGAGGGACUGGGAAGCCCAGGCACAGGACUUCUCCUUCCAGAGGCCUGGGAGCCCCCCUGAGAGGUUGGGCCCAUUUCCCCAACGACCCUGCAGUGCUCUGGAUGGUCAGGCCUAUCCACAAAAGGCCUGGGCUGCUCUAGGACUGGACCCCUCCUUCCAGAGGCCUCAGCCCUGGAGAAGCUUCUUCGUGCAGAGGGCUGACUCACCCUGCAAGGACAGAGGCACUGUCCCCUCUGCUUUGAGAGCCAAGCAGCCCUGGUUGAGGCCCACCCAGGACUUCCCCCAGAACCCACUGAGAAAAAAGCAGGAAGAACGGCAGCCUCCACCCUGCCCCAGGCUCCAGAGGCCCCUAGGCCAGCCACAUAGCUCUGAGUCUUUGCGUGAGUUCAUACGCAGGAAGGCCCAGGCCCGGAGGCAGCAGGCCCUGGAGCAGAAGGCCUUGGCCACACAUACACUGGAGCUGAGAAACCAGAGGCUGCAGGAGGUCUACCGGAAGCAGAGGGAAGCAGUGCUCGGCAAGGUGAUCCCUGUGGUCUCCCAGACCAAGCCCGGCAUCGUCACCUUUGUCCCCAGUUCUGCACAGGCCAGGGGCCUGGAAAACCCCCAGAGCUGUGGGUCACCUGUGCUGGAGUGGAGCAAGGUGACAUCUGGAAUGGUGCUAGGUGACCAGGAGGCCCCAGACAGCUUCUGUCUGUGUUUGAACCAAGCCUGGAACCAUGCUGAGGGCCUGGACACCCGAGGCCCCCGGAACAGUGUGAGUGGUUCCCCUCUGUUGCUGUCUGCUGCUUUCUCCCUGGGUCCCCUGAAGCUCCAGGACCUGCCCCGGGGGCUGUGCAUCUACCUGAACCCCCAGGUGUCCAGGUGUCAUGAGGCUGAGUGUCUGGGCCCAUUGGGCCACCUGCACUUCCAGUACAAGCAGGCUCGGCUGCAGGCCCUGGAGACCAUGGCUGGUGUCCUCAAGGAACGCAUCGACAUCCUAACAGCCAAGCUGCACAGGUCGGAGUCACUGGACACUGCUGGAGUCCUGACCUCAGACUUGCCAACCUUGGGCCUCAGCACCAAGGGGCCUGCUGUCUCCACGCUUGCUGCUGCCUCCACACUCACUGUUCCCACCUGCCCUGGGGCCUUGGUGUCCAACAGGGACAGAGGGGUACCCCAGGACUGGGUGGACAUGCAGGCCAGGCCGCUUUUCCCCGCCACCUACCUCCUGGAUGGUGAGAUGCUGUUGUGGAGCCCAGGGUGGGAUCUGCAGAGCCUGAGCCCGAGGGCCCACCUCGAAAAUCAGUCCCAAGGUGUCAUGGAGGAGGGAGACUGGGAGCUGGAGAAGAGGCUACAUAGAUGCUCGUCUUCCUACCAGGCCCUCUGCUCCUGUGCAAGGGACCUGGCACUCAGUGGCAGCUCCUGCGGGACGCCAGCCACAGCAAACCCCACCUGUACCUCCCUUCGGCUGGAAGAGGAGCCGUCGUCCAGAGUGGCAGACUUGAUAACGCCCUGGACCACCCAGAGCUGCGGUAAGGGCGAGACUGCAGACAGGCUCUGGGCUGGCUGGUCGGGUGGCCAGGGGCGUCCGCUGGGGACCCUCUCCACUGCCUAG